UGCGAGAGAGACAAGAACUGGAUUUACAAGCGUGUAAGUUUAAGAGAGCUUUGCGCUUCACCCUUUGGACUGCGUUAGCUUUUUUGGCACGAGGAGAGCGGAAAUGGGCAGUACACUUUGGGGAGCAGAGGGUCUGAUAUGCGCGUGCUGAGCCACACUCCUUGGAGGAGCUCGCGACCACUUCGCAGCAGCAUGAGGACGUGAGCAGGUCGGAAGGAGCGGCUCCUGGGUCCCGACGUGCCUCCUCUCUUCCUCCUCGGUCACGCCUGCGCGCUCAAACUGUGGCCGGCCUCAGAGCGUUGCUCGGCCUCAGCUCUGAAAUCUCGGCACAUCAGAGAGCCAGGGGCGCGCGGCCGCUCCGCGUGUGCUCCUCCGUGGCAGCAAUGAUGCUCACGCUCACCUUCACCUGCCGCGCGCUGCUCCUCUUCCUGCUCUCGGAGUCGGUUCAGACCGACAAGACGGCGCCCUUCCUGAUCACAGAGAACAUGUGGCCUCGUGGUUGUGUGCUGGACUGCCAGAGGGGGCGCCACAGACCUGUGUGUGGCAGCAAUGGCAGGCUGUAUAAAUCGCUGUGUGCCUUUCAGAGGGCACAGUGCAUCAACACACAGCUCCGCCACGUUGCACGGGGACACUGCACAGAUCUGUUACAGACUAAAUGCCAGCUGGCCCAAGCUCAGGGCCUUGAGGCCAGAGCCCGCAGCCGCGGUAGUCCUGCAGCUGCAGUUUUUGUGCCUGCGUGCAGUCCCGAAGGUCACUUCAUGCCCAUGCAGUGCCACAACCAGACCGGAUAUUGCUGGUGCUCCACGCCCGAUGGCAAACCUGUCAGUGGUACCACGGUCCUCCAUGUGGUCCCCAACUGCACUGAUCACCUCGCCGAGCUCGUUCAAAUCACCGAUACAGAUGCAACACCAAUCAAAGAUGGAGACGUUGGACCUGGACCUACAAUGGACCCUAGAAAACCUGCAGAGCUGACGGCGCCUCCAUUCUGGGUGACCAUCCUGAUGAACUCUGAGCCACGAGGAAACCGCUCACUCAGACGACCUCCUGACAAUCCUCAGACUUGUCAGCGUGAGCGAGCGUCUCUGCUCUCUCAGGCUCGCCAAGCCCGGGAGGAUGAGCGUUUCAUCCCAGAAUGCACUGCAGAUGGGCGUUACAGCCCUGUGCAGUGCCACAAGGCUACAGGUUACUGCUGGUGUGUCAGAGUGGACACUGGGAGGCCACGACCAGGCACCUCAGCACGGAAUCAAAUUCCAGACUGCACUAGGCCAGAGGCGGCAUCACUGGAGAAACCGCUUCCUGGGUGUCCUGGAGCUCGUAAGAAGAAGUUCCUUCAGAGUCUGGUCAGAGCGCUGCAGGUGGAAGCACAGCAUGCUGGGAGUCUGAGUCCCUACCAGUAA
Oreochromis aureus is the source of this 1397-nucleotide messenger RNA. RefSeq names its product SPARC-related modular calcium-binding protein 1-like. Gene Ontology annotation, biological process: extracellular matrix organization. Bases 384 to 1397 code for a protein of 337 amino acids. NCBI's taxonomy places the organism in Eukaryota, Metazoa, Chordata, Actinopteri, Cichliformes, Cichlidae. Gene Ontology annotation, molecular function: protein binding; heparin binding; extracellular matrix binding. Gene Ontology annotation, cellular component: basement membrane. The record is from RefSeq and is a predicted model, not a curated record. The transcript is spliced from 9 exons.